This is a messenger RNA of Diospyros lotus (date-plum), 1341 nucleotides long. RefSeq lists its product as uncharacterized. The record is from RefSeq and is a predicted model, not a curated record. NCBI's taxonomy places the organism in Eukaryota, Viridiplantae, Streptophyta, Magnoliopsida, Ericales, Ebenaceae. Gene Ontology annotation, molecular function: ferrous iron transmembrane transporter activity. Bases 120 to 1238 code for a protein of 372 amino acids. Gene Ontology annotation, cellular component: mitochondrial membrane. The transcript is spliced from 2 exons. Gene Ontology annotation, biological process: iron import into the mitochondrion.
GGGGGGGGGGGGGGGUGAGGGAAAGCAUUGAAAGCUCCACUCUGCAUAUAUAAUCAUAACUUUCUCUCUCUCUGUGAUAUGUGAACUCAAAGUCUCCAUCUUUCUUUCCAUAUUUUUUUAUGCAUGGCGACAACCCGUUUCAAUCCGAUUGGAAAGGGAUCACCACGCCCCAAUUAUUCGCUCCUCUUUUUAAACCAAGCCCAUUCUUCCGCUCUCUCACACCACCGUACGUUGCCAUGGCUGCCACCACCACUGCCGCCGCGGAUGCCACCCCGAAAUUCCACCAAAACCCUGAGUUCUACCCGGAACUGUCACCGGCGUCUCCGCCGACGCACCACGACGGCCUGGAGUUCUGGCAGUUUAUGGUUGCCGGUUCAAUCGCAGGCUGUGUCGAACAUAUGUCCAUGUUCCCCGUUGACACUCUCAAGACCCGCAUGCAGGCCGUCGGGUCGUCUUGUUCGUCUUCAACUCUUACCGUCCGGCAAUCCCUUGGCUCGAUUCUGAAGCUUGAAGGCUUCGCUGGACUCUACCGGGGCAUUGCCGCUAUGGGACUCGGCGCUGGACCAGCCCAUGCGGUUUACUUUUCCGUGUAUGAGCACUGCAAGAAGGUUUUAUCGGCCGGGAAUCCCAACAAUUCGGCGGCGCACGCGGCAUCUGGGGUGGUGGCCACGGUGGCGAGCGAUGCCGUGAUCACGCCUAUGGACAUGGUGAAGCAGAGGCUGCAGCUGAAGAGCAGUCCUUACAAGGGUGUGGCCGACUGCGCCAAAAGGGUGUUGAUGGAGGAAGGAAUCGGAGCUUUCUAUGCCUCGUACCGGACCACCGUCUUCAUGAACGCGCCGUUCACGGCGGUCCACUUCGCCACGUACGAGGCUGCGAAACGGGGACUGACGGAGGUGUCACCGGAGAGCGUGGCUGAGGAGGAGACAUUAGUGGUCCACGCCACGGCCGGCGCUGCUGCCGGAGCGUUGGCGGCAGCGGUCACAACUCCUCUUGAUGUCGUCAAAACUCAAUUGCAGUGCCAGGGCGUGUGUGGAUGUGAUCGAUUUUCAAGUGGUUCGAUCCGGGACGUGAUUCGGACUAUAGUAAAGAAGGAAGGAUAUGGAGGGCUGAUGAGAGGAUGGAUCCCCAGGAUGCUAUUCCAUGCACCUGCUGCUGCGAUCUGCUGGUCCACCUAUGAAGCAGCUAAAACCUUUUUUCAACAACUGCAUGGCAGCCACAGCUCUAGGUCUGUUGAUUAAGAUGCCAUAGUCCAAGUCUUUGUAAUUAAUUGAAUAACAUGUAAGCAUGGAAUUGGCAGACUUGGCCAUUAGUUUUUAAGUAUAAGUAUUGCUGGUUAAGUCA